UUGUUGCAAGAAAUAAAUGAUAACAAAUCAAUUCACUUUUCAGUUGUUUUAUAGAAAGUAAUAAAGACAUGCUACUGCACAUGUGGUGAAUGCUGUAUAGAAGGUUUGUGGGUUUGGUUGGUUGGUUUGUUUUUAUGGAUUUUUUAGCUCUUAGUUUUUUAAAAUAUCAAGUAUCGUAACCAUUCAGUAUUUCCUGCUAAAGGAAUGUUGGAAACAGUAACAGUAAUGAGCUCUGACCUUUACUAAUAUUUUUCUUGUACAGCUGUAUGGUGUGACCAAUACUGGGGGCUGCUUAGGGUGUGCAGUUCCCUACCUGUAUAAAUGGCACUUGCUGUCAGUCUUCAGCAUGGCCAAAAUCCAAGUGAGAGAUUUGAGGCCUAAUCCCACAAACCCUUCCUUGCACGAGGCGUCUCAUUUGCUUUGGGUAAACAAACCAAAGUCAAACUUGUUUACAGGAACCUGGAGCAGCAAGUGGAGUUAACCAGUUUUUUGGUGCAAAUAACAUUUGGUGCCACAGAACAAACUGCCCUUGUUUCAAACGGGAGUAGUGCUGGGUCCUAACCCAGGGCCAGGAGGGUUCAUGUUCAGCUAAUCCUGGCUGCCUGAAGUUUAUUUUUAGUUCAGAAUUAGCUGAGGUUCAAUGUGAGCAGCGUUAGGGAGCAUAGACCAGUUCACAGUGCCUCUUUCAGGGAGCAGCUUCAAAUGAUAUGGGAAAGAAACAAGUGUGCCCGCCUCGUGCCCUUCCUCCAGUGCCAAGUGGAAGCCAAGAUGAAAUUCCACUCAGUCGUCCCAAAAAAAGAAAACCCAAAGGAAAGACUCCAUUAGACGGCAUUGUCCACGCCGCGGUGCGGCGGCAGUCUGAGAGCAGCGAGCCCCUCACUCCCGAACACCAGGAUGUCCCUCCGCAGAGGAAACGCAAGAAGAAGAAAGUACCUGCUGAUUCCGAGACCUCUUUUACCCAGCAAAAUGUUGCGUCCCUGUUUCAGAAUGGAAAUGGCAUGGAUGUCCCUGAAGCUGAAGAACCAGUGGUCCGCAAACAGAGAAAAAGAACAAAGAAACCUCGGCCGGCCGAAAUGCAGAGUCCCAAUGAGCUGGAAGUGGAGGAGGAAGACAUCAUUGAAGAUGAGCACAGAAAGAGCCCAGAUCAGCAGCCUGUGUUUGCUGCUCCCACUGGAAUUAGCCAGCCUGUUAGCAAAGUGUUUGUUGAGAAAAAUCGGCGGUUUCAGGCUGCUGACCGUGCAGAAUUGAUUAAAACCACUGAAAAUAUUAAUGUACUUCUGGAUGUCAAGGCUUCAUGGACUACCAGAGACGUUGCCCUCUCAGUGCACCGAAGUUUCAGGGUGAUGGGACUCUUUACCCAUGGCUUCCUUGCUGGGUAUGCUGUAUGGAACAUCGUUGUUAUCUACAUUUUGGCAGGACAUGAGCUUUCCACAGUUUCUAACCUGCUUGAACAGUAUAAGCCAAUAGCAUACCCAGCUCAAAGUUUGUUCUAUUUGUUGCUGUCUAUCAGUACAGUCUCAGCCUUUGACAGGACUGAUUUGGCAAAAGCCUCAGUUGCAGUGAGGGGCUUUCUUACCCUAGACCCAGCAGCAGUAGCCUCUUUCUUGUACUUUGCUGCUCUUAUCUUAUCCUUAAGCCAGCAGAUGACAUGUGACAGAAUCAACCUCUACACACCACCUUCGGAAAAUGGCAGUAUCUGGACUGCAGGUACAGAGGAAGAAAUUGUUCAUUCAUGGGUUGUGGUGAAUCUAGUAGUGUCUGUUCUAGUUGGGACAAGUUGGAUCUUCUUGUCUUACCGACCAGAGCUUGACCACAGUGAAGAACUGAUGUUUCAUGCUGAAAUUGAGGAAUUUCCCCAGGGAGAUGUCAUACCCAGAGUCCAGCCAUAAGUGUGGAACAAGAACCUGCAACUCUUGUAGCUGUGACUGAUGGCACAACAUGUUGUGUAUUAUAGCUAUGUAUUAUAAUUUUCUUAAAGAAAAAAAUGUAUUUUUGUAUUGUAUAUAUUUAAUGUUGAUCUUUUUAUGCAUGUUACAGUUUCCAAAUGUGAUGGAAAUCUUUUAUACUUUUGCUUUUUAUUUUGCAAAGCAGAUUAUUCCUAGUGCAAAAAGUCAAGGUUUAUUUUGUAAAUAUUGCUGCCUGCAUAGCCAAAGACACUAGAGGGUUGCAGAAGAUCAGGUGUUCAGUGCUUUUUUGACGGUUGUAACACUCUUCAACAACCUGCUUUUAUUACUAAUGCUGACAGCAGUUAGCUUAUCUGACUUGGUUAAAUAUCCUCUAGAGAUUAAAACAAAUCUUAUGACAAAAGUAGUCUAAGGAAGAGACGAUGAUAACAAAACAGAGUUAGGAAACAUAAAAUCCACCAAGUUGGUAAGCAUAAAAUAAUCUGCAUUUGGGUGUCAUGAAAAGUAUUUGCUAGAAUAAAGGAUUGAAUUGACAGGGAUUUUGUUUAAUAAUCCAUAAAAGAGGACACUUUUUUUUAUCUUCGUUUAGUUCUCUUGACAAAGAUCUUGAUGAUAACAAGUUCUUUCAGGUUGAUUAGAGACAAGAAAAAGAAGCUUUAAUGUCGCAACAGUUUGGUCAGUUAAUGAAAACACCUAAAUACAUCUUGUAAUCAAACGGUUGUUUUGUGUUGCCAACAGGAUACAUCCAUGGCCUCUAAUUUCUGAGCAGUCAGGAUGCAUAACUAUUACAAAGCCAUUCACAAGAAGAGUGUUCUGAUUUUUCCUUAUCUUGUAUGGCAAGAACAAUAGUUUAUUCACUGCUCUUGCUAAAGAAACUUGAAUUUCACAGAUGUUGAAAAUUUUGAUGGAGACUGAUUACCCACCAAUUUGUCGUUUUGUGUUAGGAUGGAAUGGAAAACUUCUUAAAAUUACAAGAAAAUGAUUAUUAAAGCAAACUAAAAACUCUUCAGCAACCCACCUUCUGUGCAGUGAUGUAGUAGCAAUAGUGGCAGUUGGUGAGUUUUGAUGAUUAUAGCCAACAUUCUUUUUCUUUUAUAUUAAAACGGCAAAAUGAAAGCCUUUCAGAUAGGAAUAAAUACAUAUUGAAGGAUGAAACAGUCUCCUUAGUAGACACAGACAACAGCUAGUUUGAAAACCAUUUAUCAAGAAAGUAUCACCUAAAGCCCAAAACCUAUUUGUAUAUGUUGUUUAAUGCAUACUGAUUCUGCAUUAUUUGAUUUAAUAUAUGUCUAUGGGUGGUUAUAAAGGGGGUGCAGUUGUCAAAGUUCUCUGGAGAAUUACUGAACUUUUUAUAGUAGUGAAGUUAAGAGUAGCCAGAUGAAAGACUUGAAAGGAAAUGUCAAAGAGCUUUCUGUGCUUUCAGUGCUAACUCUCUUUACUGUUACCUGAGUUGCUUCAAAACAAACAUGGGAACAUGAAUAACUAGGGCUGUUGCUGCCCUGUUGAGGGCUUGAGUUCUUUUAUGUCCAUCCAGCAAAUUUAAGUUAAGAGUUCAGUGUUCAUGACAUCAUUUAAAUGCUGUGGUAAUCCUGGCAGUGAGGGAAAAGAGUUCUGCAAGAAUUUAAAAGAUGUUCCACAGCUGUUGGCUGUGUUCUGGGGCACUCAGUUUGUUAUGGGAAGGAGCCCUUAACGCUUUUGUAAAUUGUUGUGGCUCUUGUGUAUGUAUUUUUGCAAAACUGUAGAGCGAAAUUAUGGCUGGCCCUGCAUUGUACAUUAAGAUGGAGAGAUUCAGGGUGUGCUCUCCUUCAGUCGUGCACUGGAUGUUCUUGUCAUGAUUUGGCUGUAGGAGAUGGAGGAUGAGGCACAAAGUGUUCUCAUGUAGGUUGCCACCACACUUCCUCCUGAUGUGGUGUGUUUGAGUUACAGAAUCACUGACCUCCUGAAGAUGGGAUUAAUAAUGGCUUCUCUUUGCUGCAUGACACUUCUGUCAUCUCGGUAUGGUAAGAAAUGUAAUUUUGCCUAUAAAAUAUGGGCAAAAUCAGGCAAAAGGGUGCUAAGGCAUCACGUCAGUACAGGAAAAACUUGGAUAACAUCAUUGCUUGAUUUCUGACAUUAAUAUUAGGAAUUGGCCUUCCAAGUAUCCCUUGGACAGAGCGAUGCUAGCCAAGAGCCAGAUUCAUUGUCAUUGUGAAAUACAGUAGUUUGUUUAGAUGGUUGAGCAUGGAUUGAAUUAAUGAACUUAAUGUGAUCAAUCCAGUCUUGCCUUUCCAGUGUAUCUUUUGAGGAGGAUCUGAAUAUAUCCAUAUUUAAAUUAAUGAGGUUUGAGGUUGCCAUAUAAAAAGCACAAUAAACAGUUUGAUGACUAAUUAUCUAUAGUACAAGACAUUCUUCAUUCCAUUAAGCCUCACAGUGGAAUAUGAGUCUAACUGAGCUUUUUUGUUUAGUUUCUUGGAAAGUUUUAGAAUGAGUUUACGAAAUAGAUGUUUAAUUAUAGAACAUGCAAUAUCUGUAGAAGCCUUAACUGAAAUGCCUUUGUGCAUUUCCAUACCAUUGUUUUUAAUGCAUUUGUGUUAAUGAAAAAUUACAGAUAUGUUGGUGCCAAUUUCUUGUUUUUACAUAUAUGAAACAAUUAAACAAUUGCUCUAAACUAGUUAGAAAUUACUGUACUUUGUCUUGUUUCAAGUUGUUUAAUCUGUUUAAAAUAAAUCAGUCUAAUUUUU
Molecule: messenger RNA, 4624 nt
Organism: Lepidothrix coronata (blue-crowned manakin)
Lineage: Eukaryota; Metazoa; Chordata; Aves; Passeriformes; Pipridae
Gene: TMEM237
Product: transmembrane protein 237
Exons: 13
Coding region: 708-1889 (393 amino acids)
Biological process (GO): cilium assembly
Cellular component (GO): ciliary transition zone
Source: RefSeq, a predicted model, not a curated record